This is a messenger RNA of Chiloscyllium plagiosum (whitespotted bambooshark), 5286 nucleotides long. RefSeq lists its product as uncharacterized. Gene Ontology annotation, molecular function: protein binding; DNA-binding transcription factor activity, RNA polymerase II-specific. Gene Ontology annotation, biological process: regulation of transcription by RNA polymerase II. Gene Ontology annotation, cellular component: nucleus. Lineage: Eukaryota; Metazoa; Chordata; Chondrichthyes; Orectolobiformes; Hemiscylliidae. The record is from RefSeq and is a predicted model, not a curated record.
GGGGUGGUGUGUGUGUGUGUCUGACGGUGCUGCCCAGCAGUAAGGCGACGUCUCUGGGGGGUGGUGGUGUGUGUGUCUGACGGUGCUGUGCCCUUGUCUGAUUCCCAGGUGACAUGGCCUACAGUUUCGAGGUGGUGGACCGGGCUCACUGCCGGCUCCUGCUGGAGCAGCUGAACGAGCAGAGGCUGCGGGGCCGCUUCUGCGACGUGACCAUCGUGGUGCAGGACAGCAAGUUCAAGGCGCACCAGAACAUCCUGGCGGCCUUCAGCUGCUACUUCCGGGAUCGCCUGGGCGGCCCCGGGCCCGGCCCUGACCCCGGCCCCGGCCCUGACCCCGGCCCCGGGCCCGGCCCCGCCGCCGAGCCCGUGCUGGAGCUCCGCGAGAUCAGGGCCGAGGUGUUCGCCAAGAUCCUCAACUUCAUCUACAGCUCGCGGCUGGUGGUCGAGCGGCUGGAGGAGGCGGACGCGCUGGCCAGCGCGGGUCACCGCCUGGGCAUCCACUUCCUGCAGGAGCUGCUGCUGCGGCCCCCCGCCCGCUGUCCGACCCCGCCGGGCGGCCCGCGGGGGGCCCGGGACACCGACACCGACACCGCGGGCCCCGGAGCGCCCUCGGCCAUCGACCUGACCGGGCCCUGUCCCCGCCCCCGCCGCGGGGCGGACGCCGCCGACCCGGAGCACGGCUGCGGGGCCGCCCGGGGGCUGCUCACCCUCAGCGCCGUCGCGGUCAGGGGCCUCGGCUUCGAGGCGGAGCAGCCCCGAGGCCCCUCCACCUCCCCCUCCCCCUCCCCGCCGCCGCCGCCUCCCGGGGACACCGCGGGCCCCGAGCUCAGCUGCAGGCACUGCUUCAGGCCCUUCGUCCACCUCAAGAGGCUGCAGAGCCACCAGACGGUGUGCGCGCGCGGGGCCGGGGGCGCGGACGGGGACGCGGAGCGGGAGCGCGAGCGCGAGCCGCCCGGGCCCCGGGGAAGCGGCGGCGGCAAGAGCCGGCGGAGGGAUACACCGCCGGGCGGCGAGGGGGACGACCACGUGGUGAAGGUGGUGGACGGUCACGUGCUGUACUCCUGCGCGGUCUGCGAACGCUCUUACGUCACUCUGUCCAGCCUCAAGCGCCACGCGAACGUGCACUCGUGGCGCCGCAGGUACCCGUGCCGCUUCUGCGACAAGGUCUUCGCCCUGGCCGAAUACCGCACCAAGCACGAGGUGUGGCACACCGGGGAGCGACGGUACCAGUGCAUCUUCUGCUGGGAGGCCUUUGUCACCUACUACAACCUGAAGACCCACCAGAAAUCCUUCCACGGUGUCGACCCGGGGCUCACCAUCAGCCAGAAAACCCCCAACGGCGGCUACAAACCCAAACUCAACGCCUUCAAGCUCUACCGCCUGCUCCCCAUGAGGAGCCACAAGAGGCCGUACAAGACGUACAGCCACUCCGCCCCUCCCACUGUCGCCAUGGAGACUCCUCCUCCUGCUGUCCUAGUGGAGACAGCCCCUCCCACUGUCGCCAUGGAGACUCCUCCUCCUGCUGUCCUCGUGGAGACUGCCCCUCCCACUGUCGGCAUGGAGACAGCCCCGCCCACCGUCUCCAUGGAGACUCCUCCGCCUGCUGUCCUCGUGGAGACAGCCCCUCCCACUGUCUCCAUGGAGACUCCUCCUCCUACCGUCCCCGUGCAUACAGCCCCUCCCACUGUCCUCGUGGAGAAGGCCCCUCCCACUGUCCUCGUGGAGAAGGCCCCUCCCACUGUCCUCGUGGAUACAGCCCCUCCCACUGUCCUCUUGGAGAAGGCCCCUCCCACUGUCCUCGUAGAUACAGCCCCUCCCACUGUCCCCGUGGAGACAGCCCCUCCCACCGUCCCCAUGGAGACAGCCCCUCCCACCGUCCACGUGGACAAUGCCCCGCCUACCAUCACCGUGGAGACAGCCCCACCCACCAUGGAGUCAGCCCUACCCGAUGUCGCCAUGGAGACUCCCCCUCCCACCGUCCCUGUGGAGACGCCCCCCUCAGCCGUUUCCACGGAGACGCACACCCACCCGCCCAGCUCAGUGUCCCCCACCGCACUCCCCUCCUCCCGGCUGACCUCCCUCUGCCCUGAAGGCAGUGCCGCCUCCAGCCAGAGAGAGCCAUCCUCCCUCCGGCAGCGGCCCAUCCGACCCUUCCUCGGCCCCGAGGGGGUGACCCCGGGGCACUCGGUCAUCACGUACGGGGGCCCCCCACCCUCCUCCUCCUCCUCCACCUCUUCGGUGAUUGUGGCACUACCAUCCACCGUCACCCACCGUGGGCAGUCCACCGUCAUUGCUUACAACGGCAAGUGCCCACCCGAGCACCACGGGCCUAGCACCGUCACCACGGAGAGACCAGUGAGAAGUCGGAGCCCACCAAUCCACCGCGACCCUUCGCCCACCAGCGCCCGCCAGAACCAGAAAGAACCGCGGGUGUCAAAGGUCAACAGGCAGGCGGGUGGCGCCGGCGAGGGGAGGACCAUGACCUACGUGGCGAAGCCGGCGUGCCCGGGCACCGCCAACGAGAGUCGGUCAGCGCCACUCUGCUGCAUCACCGUCCGCAUCGGGGAGGAGGCGUUCGUCAAACGGAGAAUCUCGGAGUCUGACCUCAUCCGGGACGAGGGAGGGGCGAGCUGCACCGAGGGGGCAGAGGGAGAGCACCAGCCGAGGGUGAGGAGGAGGAGGCGGAGAAGGCGGAGGCGGAGGAGUGACGGUUACUCCCUCGGCCAAGACUCCGAGGACGAAGACAGCGACCGCGAGGACAACCUCUGGAGGCCUUACUACUCCUACAAGCCCAAGAGGCGGGCGCCGGGCUCCCUCCACAGGCCACGCAGGGUGGGAUGGCACCGCCGGCUACGUUACCGUCCCCCUCCCCCCGGGGCGCCCCCAGCGACAGAUGGCACCCACCACCAAUGCGAGGUGCCCGGGGAUGGAGACCUCCCAGCCGUGGCCGGGAUCCCACGGGAGGGGCUGUGGCCCCCAUCCCCACGGAGCCCAGCCGACACCGACGGUGACCACUCUCCUCGUGCGAACGGCAGGAGGACACUCGCCGGGCGCCACCUGGGCAACCGCCUGGCGAAGACAGACCCCUCCGCCCCGGGGAGGGGUGGGAGCCGACCUCUGGGGGAGGGGGAGGAGGGGGCUGGAACGUCAAGGCUGGACCUGCGAACGAGACUGCCGACGGUCGGUGUAGAUCCGGACGCCAUGGUUAGCUGCCCGUCACCUCGGGAAGUGGCGGUAGUGCAGCCAGCACACGGGGAAGGGAAGAGGACCGCGGAGCCGCGGGGGGGAGAGAGCGCCACGGACGCCCGUGGCCGGCUUUCGGCGCCGACAUGCCCCUCCCCCGCUGAUUGGGAGCCGCCCCGGGACACUGGGAUGGCCAGCAAGAACCGCCUGGUGCAGGACGGCACCGGCCCGGCACAUCGAACUCUGCUGCCGGAGGACAGUGAGUCCCGGGCUUUGGGCACCCCGGAUACUGGGUGUCCCUACCCCCACCCCCAGCUGAGCCCGCGCCAAGAGGGUGGGGGUAGUUCCCCCGGCAACAGCAGGCCUGGAGCAGAGGCGUUGGUGCCGCAGGAAGGGAGCCACCACCUCCACACCCUGGAGCCGGCAGAGUGCAGACGGGCAGGCACCGGGCCAGAGUUCCCGCUCCAGGAAUACCCCAUCCCCCUGCUGACCAAUGGGAACUGCUGCCCACACAGCAAGAUCCCGUGCCCGGAGCGGGCGAAGCCGGCCGAGGGAGGACUGAGCAAGGUGACCUUCUACCAGGACCCCUACCCGCUGAUGUAUGGGCACCAGCUGCUGACCAGCACCUACCCGUACCCUUUCACCCACGUCUCCCCGCUCCCCCUCGCCCUCAACAUGGUCAUCCGGGACAACAAGGCCCAGCAUUUGCCCCUCCUGCAGAGGAUGUUCGUCUACCCUAGCCCCUGCCUUGGUGACACCACCCCACUGGGCACCGGGGAGAGUGGGGGCUGUGACGAGGCAGGGGGGCGGGAGCUGGUCACUGGGCAGAAGGACUCCUCAUUAUACUGAGGUACCCGACUCUCCCCCCCCCCCUCCCCCCCCCCAAACCUAGCCUCUCCUUGGGCCGGGGGGUCAUCGUCACUUGGUGUUGGAUCUUCCUCAGUGACAUGGCAGGUGAGGGGGUGGGGGAGGGGGAAUUGCUGGGCUCACUGAGGAUAGAGCGGGAUGUCAAAUUGAGUGAGGUCACGCCCUCGGGUUGGCCAUUUUGGGAAUGGUCAGGGAAUAUAUCAGUCUCUUUCCCGCUCGACAGAAGGCCCACUCCUUACACCCUCCCCCACCCACCCGUCAUUUUUCCACUGGUUAGUGGAGAUGCUAACGGCAUUGUCCGUGCUCUGUUAGGGGUGGGGGGGAGAUGUUUCCAAGGGUGGUCCCGGUCAGGAGAGAGUUUGUAACUGUCGCCCGUGCGUUCUCACCGUGUUGAGAUGUAACAUUCACCAAAUGUCAACAAAACAGGAGGAGCUUCUGGUUAGAGACAGAGAGGGAGGGAUGAAGAGGGAAGGAGAGAAGGAGAGAGAGGGAGGUAGGAGAUAGAUGAUCAUCUAAAAGGGUGUCCGAGAUCUGGUCAGUGAUUCAGUAGGUCUCGGUGGAUUUAACAGGCCUCAGGCCUCACUUUGGGGCAUUGGCAAAUUGUCAAUAGGUGACUCUGCCCAGAAUCACCCACUUAACCCUUGCCCUCCCCCUCCCCCAAAAUAUAACAUGGCCCCAAGGAAACUGAACCACCAUAAAUAGAAAUUGGGCCAUACCAUCUGUGCUUCAUCCAGAGGCUCACUGAUGAUUUUACUUAGUCUGGUGACGAAACGUCUGAAAACGAACCUUCCAGCUCAGUGAGCAAACCUACAUCCAGAACAUGGCUGCCAAAUAUUGCCCGGUAAUGGUCAGUGUGAGACAAUUGUGGGGUCAGACCAGGGAGUGUCCUAUUGCCUCCAAGUGCAGUGACUCUCAAUGCAGCCAGAGAGUGAACCUGUGAUCCUGCCCCCCCCACCAAACUUGGAUGAUUCCCACCCCCCCACCCCAUGGCCAAUGUCUGCCCAGCGUGAGCAUGCCCCACGGUGCAGGGUAUUCAGGAGAUGGAGUUUGGGUCCAGCUGUUACUGUUGUGGGUCUACGUGGGGCCUGGUAAAUAGAAACCACCUUAAAACAAAUAUACGGAAUUGAUCAACACAAACUCUUCAAUUUACAGGGACCCACGGUACAACAGCACUGGGAGGGGUGCUGGGAGCAGGCACUGGGUGGAUGCACUGGGCACUGGAUGGAUGCACUGGGCC